This is a messenger RNA of Aspergillus costaricaensis CBS 115574, 2073 nucleotides long. RefSeq names its product putative origin recognition complex subunit 3. Gene Ontology annotation, cellular component: nuclear pre-replicative complex; DNA replication preinitiation complex; nuclear origin of replication recognition complex. NCBI's taxonomy places the organism in Eukaryota, Fungi, Ascomycota, Eurotiomycetes, Eurotiales, Aspergillaceae. Bases 1 to 2073 code for a protein of 690 amino acids. Gene Ontology annotation, biological process: DNA replication initiation; DNA replication. Gene Ontology annotation, molecular function: DNA replication origin binding. The record is from RefSeq and is a predicted model, not a curated record. The transcript is spliced from 9 exons.
AUGGAUCUCGGCUCGUUAGAGGUGGAGGCAGCCAAUGCGCCCAAAGAUGGCACCAACAAUCAGGGUGUGUAUAUCUACACGCCCGCCGAUCAAAGCAAAUCCUCAGGGGAACGUCCCUCGAAACGGCGCAAGGUAGCUCCGAAGAAGGAAGAAGAACAAGAUGGAUCGAAAGCACAUCCCUUCGUACCACUCCUCAACGGCGAGGAGGACGAGCAGUCCGUCGAAGCGCGGUAUAAAACAUACCAGCAACUAUGGUCAACCCAGGAGGCCAAGAUUCAGGAAAUUCUAGAUGAUGUCGACUCCGAGGUCCUUUCCAAUGUUUCGUCCUUUGUCCGCUCGACUUCUCCUCAAACGUACGAUGGCUGUAUUCCAGCGGCAUUAGUAACCGUGGGUUCCAAUGUCUCAUCGCUGGCUCGCCUGCUGGCCAGACUCAACGAUCAAUUCACCACUGCCGGAGACGGUGGAGCUAUUGUGCUGGAAUCCGGUGAUGCGCCUAACCUCAAAACGACCCUCAAGAACAUUAUCCGAUUUGCUAUAACGAACACGGAGGGGAACGAUGGUUAUCAAUCUUCCCUUACAGACCGAGAGGGCCCUAGACUCCUCGGUUACGAUCUUGACUUGCUAGGCGACUAUGUGAAGCGGAAAGGCAUAAAGAAGUUGGUUCUUGCAUUUCGAGACAGUGAAGCCUUCGAUCCGGGCAUCCUUACGGAUCUCUUGUCUCUACUAAGCUCCUGGCUUGAUCGGAUACCAUUCACACUCUUGUUCGGCAUCUCGACGUCCGUGGAACUCUUUGAGGGGAGACUGCCGCGGUCGACUGUCGCCUUGUUACGGGGUAGAUAUUUCGAAAUACAUGAAGCGAGCAACUGCGUUGACCGCAUCUAUGGGAGGUUACAAGCAGAGCAGGAUGGGAAGAUAUGGCUGGGGAGGAACAUUACGAAUGUUUUGUUCGAGAAAUCCAAUGAUUCCUUCCAGACGCCGGAGGCCUUCAGUCGGACGGUCAAGUACGCGUACAUGUCACAUUUCUUCGCAAACCCGUUGGCGGUGCUCCUUGCAGACGAGGUGGUUCCGAGCAUGCGACAAGGUCUCGUGUGCGAGGCGAUCCGGAAUCUUCCUUCUUUCCGAUUUUAUUGCGAAGAAUUGAUUGAGCAAGGCUCGGCCAAGCAAGUGCGUGACUUGCUCGAAAACGAUGAAUGUCUCUUCCAACAAUGUCUGCAGCACUUGAAAGACGGACAGCAGAAGAUGCGCAAUCUCUUUCACCUCGUCAAGAAGACUAGCAUAUCAGAACUCUCAAUCCGUGCACUAUCAGGAGAGCUCCAAGACUCGCAAUUGGUGACCGACAUCCUUCAAUCCGCAAAGACACUAGAUUCCACCACCCUCCUGGAAGUACUAAAUAUCCUGCCUAGUGCAUUAGCAGACCGUCCCGAGCUACAGCAGGUCAAAACCGAAUUCGACGCCUUAAUACAAUCGUAUCAAGGCACCGAACCCCUUCGCACCGCCUAUGACAAGCGUCAUUCCGUCGUCGCCACAACCGUUGUCCAGCAGCGGGUGAAACUCAGCAAAAGCAAAGCAAAGCUGCCCCAAGAGCACGUUGAGUAUACCCGAAUUAUCGACCGCUUCCACGCCCUGCUCGAAGCAUAUUUUGGACAAACUCUCGAGACCCCGCAAGAUCUCGUCCUGCAUGAGAUCUUCCUCUUUGACAUGAGAAACCCUCUGAAAGAGAUCUUCUCGCCACGGCCACGCUUCGCAGUGGAACGAGCCUUGUCUAAUCCAUUCGAUUACCUCAUCUCAGACUCCCCGGAGAAAUCCGAGGCUGCUGCUAGGGUGUCCGCGAAUCAGCCCGCCACGUCUAUUCUGUAUCAGCUGUAUCUGGAGUCCGGGUCCCUGGUCAAUGUUUAUGACCUUUGGCAGGCAUUCUAUGCGGUAUUUGAAAGCGAACAGGGCGAUUCCUGUGAUGAACGCACUACCAUGGCCCUGUUUUACCGCGCUUUGUCGGAACUCAAAGCACUAGGUAUGGUAAAGAGUAGCCGCAAGAAGGCAGACCAUGUGGCGAAGAGCGCAUGGAUGGGGUUGUAG